Messenger RNA from Racocetra persica, 435 nucleotides. The record is from the annotation of a GenBank genome assembly. NCBI's taxonomy places the organism in Eukaryota, Fungi, Glomeromycota, Glomeromycetes, Diversisporales, Gigasporaceae.
ACCGAUUUGACCCCCACUACUCUCAAUCAAGGCACUAUCGGCCAGUAUUGGGAGCGCAUUGACCGGCACAAAGUUGACGAUUACUUGAGCAAGCUGAAGAUCAGCUCGGCUCAAAUAUAUUACACUAACGUAAUCGAUCUUGGAAGCUACUGUCCACCCGAAUGUGUAUCGCAAUAUUACUACAACAACGAUUCUUCUGGCCAAGACGCGCAACAAAAUUUUACUGCCACUAAAAACAUUGAAGCAGUCUACAACUACUUUGGUAUGGACCACGGAAUUUCCUCUGAGAUCAUGGACAAGUACGACCUCCCCACUCGACAGCAAGGCAAACGAGUUACAGUUAAAAAUGGCAUACAAAACCCACAGCAUCAUGACAUUGCUUUUAUUCUCGGAGAUAAUAUGUCUAUUGCUGCGAGUUUUAAGACUAAAUUUUAA